UUCAUUCAGAAUGAAUGGGCGUGUGAGUAAGCAGAGUGGUAUCAAGUUGUCAAAAGCAUCACAUUUUAAGCGAUGUGCUACUAAGAAAGGAAAUCAUGAUCACUAAACAAUUUAGAAACUUGAAACCUUUUCUCUUUUGAUUACACUCUCACAUAACGUUUCAGUGAUUUAAAAAAAAAAAUUAAGUUGCAUAUAUUUCCCAUCUACCAUGAAAGUUCCUUUGAGAACAAUUCUAAAAAACUUUCUGAACCAUGUCGAAGAUCUGGAAAAGCGACAAAAACUUGGUGAUGAUCAAUAUGAAACAGAAUUUCAAGAACUGAAAAAACUAACUGACAAACUCAAAGAAGAUCCUGCUUAUCCCAGUUCUGUAGCUUUAAAAGAUGUGAAUCGUCCAAAAAACAGAUACAAGGACAUUGUUCCAUAUGAUUCCUCUAGGGUCAUCCUUCCCAAAUAUGAUGGUAUACCAGGCUCUGACUACAUUAAUGCCAGUUAUGUUAAGGGAGCUAGUGGUGCUUUUGCAUAUAUUGCUGCUCAAGGACCACUUCCAAAUACUGUUGUUGAUUUUUGGAGGAUGAUAUGGGUUUGUGAAGUCCAAGUCAUUGUUAUGGCUUGCAAUGAGCAAGAAGCUGGGAGAUACAAAUGUGAAAAAUAUUGGCCUGAUGAAAAGCAAAUCCUUAAUUUUGGAAACGUUUCAAUUGAACUGGUUCAAGUUACUCAAGUGUGUCCCGACUUUCUUGUAAGAACGCUUUUGGUGAAGUGUGAUUCUGAAAUGAGGGAUGUGUAUCAGUUUCAUUAUACCUCAUGGCCUGAUCAUGGUGCCCCAGAUGUAGUGCAACCAAUAUUAGAAUUAGUGCGCUUGAUGAGAGAUUGCCAAGCUUCAGAGACUGUACCUAUUCUUGUACAUUGCAGUGCUGGAUGUGGUCGAACGGGUACAAUAUGUGCUGUAGAUUUUGUUUGGGCCUGCUUGAGAAAUGGGAAACUGGAUGAAGACUUUUCUUUCUUCAAUAUUGCUUUAGAGCUACGGCGGCAACGAAUUGCAAUGAUACAGACUAAGGAACAAUAUAUUCUUGCUCAUAAAGCUAUAGCUACCAUGUUUGAGCAACAAUUGAAAGUUAUUGAUUGCCAUAUUUACGAAAAUAUUGAUGAAGAUGGAGAACCUCUUAUGUGGAAAGAAUUAUCAAUGAACACCAAAAGUCUUCUUAAAGAAUGUCCCAAAGAAUGGCAAGUGGCACAAGAAAACAUGAUAAAAACUGGUUCAAAAACUCGUGUUGAUUUGGCAUCAAAAAUUUUUAAGAGUGCAGACUUCAAACCAUCUUCAGAAAAACAGCAGCAAAGUGAACGGAAUAGAAUUCAUCGUGAUUAUUCAACAGAUAAUACAACUUCUUCUAAAAUUAGUAUAUCUGAUUCAUUGAUCAGCAGCAAAAAUAGUGAUAGUAGUUUUUCGCGCAAUUCUUAUCUAUCUGAACAAAAUAACGAUGAAGCAAUACCAUUUAUUGAUGAAGACGAAAUAUCGUUUAAGCCAAAUAGUGGUAGAGCAUACUUAAAUAUACCAAGUUGUGAAAGCAUUUCAAAAUUAAUGGAUUGUUUCGAUCCUUUUGUUGAUCAAAUUUCAGUAGGAACAGAUGACAGCAGUCCAGAUGGCGAUACUUCCAAUAAACUCUUGGCAUUUAAUUCUUCGAUUAGUUGUGCUGAGUUAAAGAAACACGACAAUGAAAAAAAUUCCAAAGGAACUCAACUCACGGAUUCAAACGACCAGUCAAAUUUUCACAAAUUUGCUACGCUGAACAUUUGCUCAAAAAAUAGAUAUCCCGACAUCAUAAGUAGUCGUGAAAGUUACCCUCCUUCUUCAAGUAAGGAGAAAGUGCAAAAGAAUUUCGACAGUGGCUUUGCACAAAAGAGUGAAAAUUCUUCCAAUGAAACAAGUAUGAAAUUAAUUGGGAAAGCAACUGUCGUGAGAAGGCCUAGUAUUUCAAAACUGAAAGCACUAUUUGAAAAAUCUACUGCUUGUUCUAGCAAAGCUGUUGGUGAGGUCACCAAGCGAUCUCUGUUUCGACACAACUCUCAUUGUGUCUCUCGUGCUGGAUCUGCUCCUCCUUCGUUGAACUGCAUGAAUGAAAAUGCAGAUGUUGAACGAGAUUCAAUAUUAAUGAUGGUGACCAGAAAGUUUCGAUCAUCCUCUGUAAGAUCAGAACGUGAGGUGAACUCGAAACAAACUGAAAAGUGUAUAAACAAAAAAUCAGCUUCCGGAGCUUUGAACAAUUUUAAGGACAGUAUAUGUUCUUUGUCAAGAAAUAUGUCUCUAAGCUUUAACAAAACGUUCAAAAGUUCGUCUUCUAAAGCAAAAGUUGAUGAUACUUUCAGCAAAGUACCAGUGAGUAGGACUCAGUCUCAUGUUAAAAAUGUAAACCCUUCCAAAAUACUUGAAACUCAAACAAAAGGAAAAUCAACUUGGUACGAUAAAUCAUCUUUACCACGUGCUGUUGCAAUAGUUAAACCUACUGAGAAGAUUCCUGCUCCUCCUGCUGUCUUGGUAAAGUAUAAAACUCUUAAACAAGAUGAUGAAAAAGUCGAAUGUAAAGAACCUUCAAACCCUGUCAUUUAUAAGGAUGACAAGAAUGUGUCUGGAGCUGGAAGUUUGAUUGCAAGUUCAAACAAAGAUACAGCUUUAAUUGCUAAAACUGAAGAGCCUCAUUUAAAUGCAUUGAAUGAGAACAAAACUUCUGAUGUUAGUAAUUUCACUAAUCUAAAAUAUUACUCAAAAAAUUUUUCCUACAAAAGUGCUCCUUUCUUUCAAACUGCAACACCUUGGAAAAAGCUCAGUACUAAAAGUCCUCUUAGCAGUCCGACUAGUCCCAAGCAUGCCAGUGAAUUUUAUUUAGAUUCUAAUAUUGAAAUUAGCAACUCAACCUUUUAUGCAGGGAUUGCAGAACCAGCCCAAAAUGAACCACUAUCUGUUUCAGAGGAAAAAAUCACAAAUAUAUCAAAAUGUCCUGUUCCUGAAGAAAUCAUUCAGCUCCAAGAUAUAAAGCAAACAUUUUGGCCACCAAGCACUUUACUUUCUGCCGAAUCAUCAAAUCCUGAAUCAAUUAAAACUUCUAAAUCUGUUCUAAGUGAACCUAAUCAUACAGGGAAAACUGUUGAUGGAACAAGUUCUGAAAAUUCCUUGAAUACGAAAUGUUUGAAAUUUCAAAAUGAUCAAGAAAGUAACUCAGCAGCAGUCGAAGAAAGAGUUUUACCAGAAAGAGAAACUUUCUCUCAACCUAGUAAUCUAUUGAAUAAAGAUCCCACUUUAAGUCAGGAUGACCAAAAUAUGUUAAUUACUCAAGCAUCUGCUCACAAAGAAAAUAAUCUUGGUGAUAAAAAUCAAAGCGUAAAAGAAAGAAAAGAUUUAGCUUUACUAGAAAAUGUGAUCACAAAUUCAAGUAUUCAACAAUCCUGUAAAGAAGAAAAACUUACAGUUCAUUGUGACACACCUCCUGCUAUACCUAAGAAAAUGAUAAUUGGAAAAAAUAAACUCUCAGAAUUUUCAAACUCUACAGUUGACUUGAAAGAAAAAUUGACAAGCGCAACCAGGAAUGAACUGUCACCUAAACUGAACAACGAAAAUGCAUUUGUUAACAAUGAACGUACAGUAAAAUCUGAGGACCCAGUAUGUAGCUCAACAGAUGAAAAGAAUGAUGUAUAUAUAAAUCUUAAUAUGAAAGCAGUGAAGAACAUUGAACAAAUAGAAAAUACAUUAUGUAAAAAUCCUCGUGGUGCAAUUAUUGAUUUGACAUCUCGUGAAUCUUACUCUAUGGAAGAAGAUUUGGCUCUUGCAGUCAAACAACUGACAGAAUCUGGUGAAAACACUAAGCCAUUUUCUAAGACCAGUUCUAAAUAUCCAGGCUAUGAAGUUAUCUGGCCUGAAAAGGAGCAUUUAAGGACAGCUAGUUGCAGAUCAAACAAAGAAAGAUCUGACACAAUGCAAGGAAAUCUAUCAAAAGAAAGCAAAACUGGCGUAUGCUACAGCCCUCCUCUUAGACGGAGCAUUAACUCGAGUUUUUCAUUGUCAAAGUCGCAAUCUUGUGACAGAUUAGAUUGGCUCAAAUCUAAUAGAAUUCCGGCCCUUGAAAACAUGAAAGAUCAAGUAUCAACACCUGAAAAAAAACUCGUUAAUAAAGCAGUUGUUGAAUUUAGCACUCUUUUAAAUCAGUUGACUACUAGAACAUUGUCAGAAGAUGUGAAUGUUAAACCUGUUUCCAAACCAGAUUCUCAUAACGGACAGGAUUCCAUUCAAAAUGAUACAGACCGUGAAGUUUUUAAUGCCAGAAGAAAUGAAAUGGAUCUCUCUAUGACCAGUUCUGUGACUUUAGUUGCUAAAUCUUGUGUAUCUGGUACUUCUCCUACUGAAGAAGAAAUAGUGUUUCACUUUCCCCCACCACCUCGUGUUCCUCCUCCACCUGAUGUUCACUCAAGUGUUGAAAGUUUUAACGUUUCUUACAAAAAUGGUUCACUAGUUGUGACAGAGAAAAUGAAGUGUGAAACCAAAUGUGAACCUAAAAAAGAAACCAAUAUUUCAACCAAUGACAAAAUCAAUGAAACUUUUCCAACUCCAGCACCUCGUAGAAGUAAACAGGGUGCUAAUAAUCUCAAAAAAUCUGCUUCAUAUACAAACAUAUGUGCUCCAUUUGUUAAAACAGGUUAUGAAAACAUAUUUUUAGAAAAAUAUCAGACAUUAUCUCGUUUAGAAAUUAAAUCUAAUGAGGUGAACAAUGGAGCCUCUCUUGAAUCUUCAGUGCCAAAAGAGAAAUCUUCUCUUAAAAAUUCUGAACUAUUUCACAGUAAAUGGCCAAGUUAUGUGAAUACUGAUGUCAUGCAAAGUCACAGAGGGACUGCUGAAACUGUACCUAAUAAAUUGUUAGGAUUUAAUGAUUUAAAUGAAAAUAGACAAAUGAGAAGCAAAGAGACUGUUUUAAAAGUAAAUCAAUUUAGUAAUCAAUCAAACCUAUUUCAAAUUAGUCCAGCAAAGUGUAAAGAUAUGAAUGACUCUGAAGUUGGACGUAAAUUUCUUCCAUCUAAAAAAAGUGAACGUGCUCCACUACCUCCAAAUUUCAAACCAGAUGAACUGAAUUCAGAUGAAAGGAGGCUUAGCAAAUUAGACAGUACUCCUUCCAAGAAACUCCCAUCAAGGAAGCUUGAAAAAGCGCCUCCUCCUCCAUUAUUGCAGAAAAGCUCAUCACCAACAAACUUAUCCAAAUUAAACGUACAAAUCCCCUCUUUUAACACACACUUCCCAGCUUCUAAUACUAUAAGUCAUGAAUCCAAACUUCCUGCAGUGCGAGAAAACAUACCUAAUGUUGAUUGCUCUAAAAUGGAGGAAAGGAAAAAGAGGUUUAUGCAAUUAAAAGAAAACUUUUCAGGUCGCGGAUUAUCUCAUUCACAGUCUGAUGUUAGUGUAUACCUUGCUCUAAAAGAGCGUAGAGCUCUUUCCUCAAAAAAAGAAUUCAUUGCAUACAAUCAAAGUGUCAAAUACAAAACGCCAAAACCAAUUCAAGAUGCUAAUAAUACAAGCAGUGACAGUGAUAGUAGUUAUGAGAAAAUUACUCAAGCAAAACCCAGUUUGGACUGUUUAAACAUAAGUCAAGAAAUCAAUCCAGAAGAACAAAAUGUAGCUGUUGACAGCAGGUAUGGAAAUGAUGUUCCAGUUGCACCCCCUAGAUCAAAACGGCGUUCCACUAUUGACCUUCAAUAUGCUAAAGUUAAGCCUAAACAUGCUUCUCAUCUACAAGGAACAAAUGCUGCUCGGGAAGAUAUUCUAAAGAAGAAUUCUGAAGCGAAAGUGGUGCUUAAACAAGAGGUGCCUCCUACAGUCCCUUUGAAAACUAAAGAUGUAUAUAAAGUUCCUGGUGAACUUUUAGUCAUAGGAUCUAACGAAGCACCUAAAACCAAGACCACAACUUCAAAAAUAAAUUCAGAUUCAUAGCAUCGUGUCACAGAAUGGAAAUAUAUGUACUUAAUUUAUUUGUUUUUUUACUUUUAUUGCAUUUUAUGAAGCAUUUUUGUCUAUCUACGCCUUGUUUCUCCUGGUGAUAAAAUGCCCCCUGUGAUUCUCGAUAUAUUACUUAUAUUAAAUUGCUCAGUCAGAUCUGACAGUAACAUUUUGUUGCAUUUAAAACGAUCAAUAUUUUUGUCAAAUUUUAAUAUUUCAUGAAUCUUGUACAAAUAAAAGACUUGAAAGCAAGUUUUGUAAUUGACUUUCUGCUAUGACAUUCAUUUUUUGUGUAGUAUAGCACAAAAUAAAUGACCUUGUGGGGGAAAAUACCUAUUAUUGCAUUUAUUAAGAUUUCUUUAUAAUUCAGCCUUUAUUUAAAUCGUAAUAUCUAUUUUUAAGAUAUGUAUUGAACAGAGAUUUAAUGCUGUAUUGUCAGUCUGUGAUAAAAAUGUUUAAAUGUCUUAUUACAAUUUAUUUGAAUUCCUUCAGCAUUUUUGUAACUUCAC
Molecule: messenger RNA, 6477 nt
Organism: Uloborus diversus
Lineage: Eukaryota; Metazoa; Arthropoda; Arachnida; Araneae; Uloboridae
Exons: 14
Coding region: 209-5962 (1917 amino acids)
Biological process (GO): peptidyl-tyrosine dephosphorylation
Cellular component (GO): nucleus; cytoplasm
Molecular function (GO): non-membrane spanning protein tyrosine phosphatase activity
Source: RefSeq, a predicted model, not a curated record